AUGUCCAUGUUUCAAUCUUGCCGGCUCGCCAAGGGCUUGCGCACAUUUGCGACAUCGCCCUCGCUUCUUCGUGGCCAGAAUUUGACCGAGAAAAUCGUACAAAAGUAUGCUGUUGGUCUUCCCCAAGGUAAGAAGGUAUUCAGUGGAGAUUACGUUUCCAUCAAACCAGCCCACUGCAUGUCCCACGACAACUCUUGGCCAGUUGCCACCAAAUUCAUGGGUUUGGGUGCUAAAAAGGUCAAGGACAACCGACAGAUCGUGUGUACUUUGGACCAUGACGUUCAGAACAAGACGGAAAAGAACUUGGAGAAGUAUCGCAACAUCGAGAAGUUUGCUGGCGAACAGGGGAUCGAUUUUUACCCUGCUGGUCGUGGUAUUGGCCACCAGAUCAUGAUCGAGGAAGGUUAUGCUUUUCCUUUGAACUUAACCGUGGCCUCUGACUCACACUCCAACACUUACGGAGGUGUUGGAUCGUUGGGUACUCCCAUUGUGAGAACGGACGCAGCUUCUAUCUGGGCCACUGGCCAGACAUGGUGGCAAAUUCCUCCUGUUGCUAGAGUUGAGUUGGUGGGCGAGUUACCUAAGGGUGUCACCGGUAAGGAUGUCAUUGUUGCCCUCUGUGGUAUUUUCAACCAAGACGAGGUGUUGAAUCACGCUAUCGAGUUUGUAGGUGAUGGAGUCGCCAAGUUGCCCGUGGAUUACAGAUUGACUAUUGCCAACAUGACCACCGAGUGGGGUGCAUUGUCUGGAUUGUUCCCAGUGGACGAUACCUUGGUGGAGUUUUACAAGGAGAGAAUUGGCAAGUUGCCACAGCCACAUGCUCGUGUGAACGAAAAGACUAUCACAGAGCUUGAACAGAACAAGGUGACCUCAGAUUCUGAUGCAGUGUACGCGAAGAACUUGAGAAUCGACUUGUCUUCGCUCUCGCCUUACAUUUCCGGACCUAACUCGGUCAAGGUGUCCAACUCGCUUGCAGACUUGUCUGCCAAGGAUAUUAAGAUCAACAAAGCAUAUUUGGUGUCGUGUACCAACUCUAGAUUGAGUGAUAUUAAGGCUGCAGCUGACAUUAUCAAGGGCCACAAGGUUGCUGAUGGUGUAGAAUUCUAUGUGGCUGCUGCAUCCUCCAAUGUCCAGAAGGACGCCGAGGCCAUUGGUGCCUGGAAAGACAUCUUAGAUGCCGGUGCCAUUCCACUUCCUGCUGGUUGUGGCCCAUGUAUUGGGUUGGGUACUGGGUUGUUGAAGGACGGAGAAGUUGGUAUUUCUGCUACUAAUAGAAACUUCAAAGGUCGUAUGGGUUCCAAGGAUGCAUUGGCAUACUUGGCAUCUCCUGAAGUUGUUGCUGCAUCUGCUGUUUUGGGUAAGAUCGGAGGUCCCGAAGAGAUCGGCGGUAAUCCAGUCAAGGCUUCCACUGACAUCGUCAAGUCUGUGGAGGUGACGUCUUCUACCGCCUCUUCCGCGGACUCCGGUGCUGUUGAGGUUUUGGACGGCUUCCCUAAGGCCAUUGAGGGUGAGUUGAUCUUAUGUGAUGCCGACAACAUCAACACCGACGGAAUCUACCCAGGAAAGUACACUUACCAAGAUGACAUUCCUAAGGAGAAGAUGGCUGAGGUUUGUAUGGAAAACUAUGACGGAGAGUUUAAGAACAAGACGAGGGCCAGCGACAUCAUCAUUUCUGGUUACAACUUUGGAACUGGUUCGUCAAGAGAACAGGCUGCUACAUGUAUUUUAGCCAGAGGCAUGAAGUUGGUUGUUGCAGGAUCAUUUGGUAACAUCUUUUCCAGAAACUCCAUCAACAACGCCUUGUUGACUUUGGAGAUUCCUGCAUUGAUUAAUCAGUUGAGGGAGAAGUUUAAGGGCGCUGACGAAUUGACCAUCAGGACUGGUUGGUUCUUGAAGUGGGAUGUUACCAAGGCACUUGUGACGGUUAAGGACUCGGAAGGAAACGUUGUUCUUGAACAGAAGGUUGGAGAGCUUGGUACCAACUUGCAAGAUAUCAUUGUGAAGGGUGGUCUCGAGGGUUGGGUUCGUUCAGAGCUUUCGAAAGAGUCUUAG
Molecule: messenger RNA, 2052 nt
Organism: Sungouiella intermedia
Lineage: Eukaryota; Fungi; Ascomycota; Pichiomycetes; Serinales; Metschnikowiaceae
Source: the annotation of a GenBank genome assembly